This is a messenger RNA of Drosophila rhopaloa, 1646 nucleotides long. RefSeq names its product UDP-glycosyltransferase UGT5 (gene Ugt35D1). The annotation marks the transcript as partial. Lineage: Eukaryota; Metazoa; Arthropoda; Insecta; Diptera; Drosophilidae. The record is from RefSeq and is a predicted model, not a curated record. Gene Ontology annotation, molecular function: UDP-glycosyltransferase activity. The transcript is spliced from 2 exons.
ACUUGAGGCGAAAAAGAAAGUUUAAUGAAAUUGUUGUUAGAUAUGCAAAAACAGAUAAACCUGUUAUACGGCGAAAUUUUAAAUUUGGGAGUUAUGCCAAUCAGUUUUGCACUGGACCUGAAGGGAAGAACAUGCCAAGUAUAAAAAUGCUGUGGAUUUUCCUGCUGGUGUGUUUCCAUCCCGGUUACCUGGAAAGUUCUCGCAUCCUGGCAUUGUUUCCAAUACCGAGUCCUUCACAUUACUUUUUCGUCUUGCCCUACCUAAAAAGUCUGGCCUCCAUGGGCCAUGAAAUAUUCUCUGUGAAUCCGUAUCCUUUGAAAGAGCCGGUAAAGAAUAUAUACGAUGUUCCUGUUCCGGAAGUGUUUGAAAAUUUUGAUGAAUUCGUCAAACGUGUAUUAACUUCCAAAAACACUUGGCAAAGCAAUGACGUUUUUAACGAAUACUCCCUAAACCUCACGGACACAGUGCUAAAUAAUGAGGGCGUACGUCGAGAGAUUCUCAGCCCCAAAAGUGCCCCAUUCGACCUGAUCAUAGCGGAUCUUUGGCGGAUCGACGCUCUCUGUGGUCUUGCAGCCCACUUGGAGGCCCCCAUAAUUGGAGUGGCUCCCUAUGGAACUGACUGGAAGAUCGACGAACUAGUUGGUAAUAGCUCUCCGAAUUCGUACCUCCAAUCUCCUUACUCUCAUUUUCACGAUCUGGAGACUUAUAGAGGACGUCUGGCACAGUUUGUGGAACAAUCUAUUUCCUGGAUUAACUAUAAAUGGCGGCAUGUAGAAAAACUGAAGGCUCUCCAAAAGAAGUACUUCCCGAAUAUAGCUAAGAUUCCGCGAAAUUUUGCCUUGGUUUUGGUCAACCAGCACUUCACCCUGGGUCCUCCACGUCCAUAUGUCCCGAAUAUGAUUGAAGUGGGUGGACUGCAUGUAGAUCAAAAUCCGAAGCCUUUACCCAAGGAACUGGAGGACUUUAUCCAAGGGGCUGGCGAUGCUGGAGUCAUCUACUUUUCUCUGGGCACCAAUGUCAAAAGCAAAUCUCUGUCUGAGGAUCGCCGAAAUGUCCUGCUCAAUACCUUUGCCAAUCUACCUCAGCGAGUCCUGUGGAAAUUUGACGAUGAGCAACUGCCAGGAACAUCCGCGAAUGUUUUUAUUAGCAAAUGGUUCCCGCAGCAGGAUAUUCUAGCCCAUCCACAAGUAAAACUCUUUAUAACCCACGGAGGAUUGUUGAGCACUAUAGAGAGUAUUCACCAUGCAAAACCUAUGUUGGGCAUGCCCUGCCUUUUUGACCAAUUCCGCAAUAUGGAACAUGUUCAACGACUGGGUCUGGGCUUAACCUUAAACCUACAGGAAAUGACUGCAGAGGAAUUCAAUUCAACCAUUGUAAGGCUGCUCACUGAGAAGAGUUUCGAUGUCAUAGCAAAAACUACGGCUGCCAGAUAUCGGGACAAGCCCAUGGGACCAAUGGAAACAGCCAUCUGGUGGACGCACUACGUCCUGCGGCACAAGGGAGCUGCUCAUAUGAGUGUAGCCGGCAAGGAACUGGACUUCUUUAUAUACCACAGCCUGGAUGUCCUGGGCACUUUUUUGCUCGCCUUUCUCGUUACCUUGGGAAUUUUAUCUAUUUUUAUAUUUAAAACCUUGAAGAGGUUUAAG